AUGAAUAUAAAUAGUUCAUAUAUAUAUUAUAUAAAUAUAAAUGGUCAUCUGCCUCCAACUUGUGAGUUAAAUGUCAGCCUCUGCUUUGCUUUAAAUUACUUUCAUGAGGGGGCGUGCCCGAUUAGCCACAAGGUGAGCAUGAUGCAGAGGAACUCCCUUUACAACUGAUUGUUGGAUUUUUGUUAAGGAUAACUUUUACAUUUACAGAAAACCUAUGUAACACAGAACAGAGGGAAGAAUAAUAGUGUAUUGUUUUCACAGGUUUGCAUGUCAUUGUGCUCCCUUAUUUGAAUUAGUCUACUAUCUACAAACUUACCUUCAAUUCCACCCUGAUGAAACAAAAAACAAAUAUUAUGCAGGAUCAUUCUUUAUUAUAAAGACCAUUAUAUUGGACAGUGGUUAAAUCUGACAGUUCUCUGUUUUCUAUAUCUUUGGUUACUGCAGACAGUCCCAAACAUGUGACAGUUCAAGCCAAUCCUGGUUUUGAUGUGAAGGAAAAUGUGUCGUUGACACUGAGAUGUUCUGCUGAGUCCAACCCACCAGUGAGCUCUGUCACCUGGAGGAAGACGACUGAUGGGAGAGAGGAAAUCAUCCAACAGACUCAGACUCAGACCUUCAGGGUGAAUUCAGCCAGUCCCUCUGACAGUGGACUGUACAGCUGUGAAGCCACCAAUGACAUUGGAAGUGGAAAGUCACAGCCAGCUGAGGUUAAAGUCAGAUUUUCUCCAAAACACACACACAUCACGGAGUCGGCAGAGAAGCAGGAGCCUGACGGGAGGAGCUCCGUGAUGCUGAGCUGCUUCAGUCACAGCGUUCCCCCAGUCCAACACUACUCAUGGUACAGGAAGAGUCAGGGAGAGGAACAGGAUGAACUUGUGUCAGAGCAUCAAAACCACACAGUGUACUCAAACCAGUCAGGAGUCUACUACUGCAUCGCACAAAAUGUAGUAGAUCAAAGUUUGUCUGAUCCCGUCCAUCUGUUUGAACGAAUCUCUCUGCACAUCCUGAAGUUCCUCGUUCCUGCUCUAUUUGUCCUGAUGAUCAUCAUUUUAAUCAUCGUAGGUUUAAGAUUCAGGAGGAAAAAAUCUAUUCAACAAGGAACAACAAACACAGAGUCCCCUUCUGGUUUUUUGGGUUGGUGUAAUGGUACCAGGAGGAGGAGUUUAACGAAUGAGAAUCUCUCUGUGGAGCCUUUCAGGAGCAGAGACGACCACUUGUCAGAGCAGUUGAGGCGUCCAGAGGACCAACGACACCAGCCUCUUCCAGACAGCACGCCUCCGACCGACAUCAACCUUGUUUACAGCCUUUUGAAUCUGCCCCAGGCUGCCUCUGCACAAAACCACACAAGACGGCAAGCUGGAAACACCAAGGAGGAUUCUGUCAACUACGCUCCUCUGAACUUUAAGAAUAAGCUAAAGAAGAAGCAAAGAAAGGUGGAAGAAGACUCCGUGUAUGCGAAGGUGUCCAAGCCAACACGAGUUAAAAAGAAUGAACCAGAGAGCCUGCAGGACUAUGAUGACGUUGGUAAUGCAACUGCAGGUGCACCAACAUCUCCAAAUCUAUUUGACGACCACACCAGUGAAGGUGAAGUGAAGCUGAACUUUCCACAGAAAGUGAAGGGUGUGAACCCUGAAGUGAGAAGCGGCUUCAGCCGGGAGGAGAACAGACAUCUCCCCUGUACGUCACCGACUCCGGUCUGGAGGUCGAGCAGGAGACGUUAACACUACGUUACCUUGUAUAUUUACCAGAAGAUGACCUGCAUGGAGCUGAUUAAGUUACUUCAG
Messenger RNA from Pleuronectes platessa (European plaice), 1784 nucleotides. RefSeq lists its product as uncharacterized. The record is from RefSeq and is a predicted model, not a curated record. The transcript has 10 exons. NCBI's taxonomy places the organism in Eukaryota, Metazoa, Chordata, Actinopteri, Pleuronectiformes, Pleuronectidae. Bases 789 to 1721 code for a protein of 310 amino acids.